AUGGAUUACGAUAAAAAGCGAGUGCUUUUCGAGAAAUUACGGAAUUUCUUUAAUGAUCAUAAUCAUGAUAAAAAAUCUGAAAAGGACAGCGAGAUUUUCAUUACUCUCUACCGUCAAUUUCUUGACGAGGAUGCACAUAUCGAUUGGAGCUCUUGGAAACAUAUAAGCGAUGAUGUUCAAAAAAAUGCUAGCGAUAUUCCACAAUUCGAUCCGAAAAGGGAAGACGUGAUUAAUAAAGUUGUUGUUUUGAAAUUGAACGGUGGCCUGGGAACUACAAUGGGCUGUAGUGAAGCGAAAUCGUUCAUUGAGGUUCGCGACGGACUCUCUUUUUUGGAUUUUGCAAUUGCACAACACAAUGAUUUUAAUCGCAAAUAUAAUGCUAAUGUUCCGCUUUAUCUUCUGAACUCCUUCUAUACUAAUAAAGCCACAGAAGAAAAGCUUAAAGCGAAAGACGCAAAAGGAAUUUUCACAUUUGAACAGUCGCGCUGUCCAAGAAUCUAUAAAGACACUUUGUUACCUGUUGAUGAUUCAGAGUGGGGCGAUGACGCAUGGUAUCCUCCAGGUCAUGGAAAUAUUUUCGAAUCUCUCGUCAAUACUGGAACACUUGAUAAGCUAUUAAGCGAAGGAAAAGAAAUCAUUUUUGUGUCAAAUAUCGAUAAUACAGGGGCUACAUUGAAUCUUUCAAUUGCUCAAUUUAUGAUUGACCAUGAUUUGGAUUACAUAAUGGAAUGUACGAAAAAAACAUCCAAUGAUAUCAAGGGUGGAACUUUAAUUGAAAUUAAUGGUCAAUUAAUGCAUUUGGAAAUGCCACAGGUUCCGCCUGAGAAUCUUGACGAUUUUUGUUCCACACGAGUAUUUAAAAUUUUUAAUACGAAUAAUAUUUGGGUGAAUUUGAAGGCAGUCAAACAACGCAUGCCAGGCAUUAAAAGCGAAAUUAUCGUUAAUCACAAGAAGGUUCGCGGAAAGGAUGUUAUACAACUGGAAACAUCAAUUGGGGGUUGCAUCAAAAAUUUCAGAAAAGCUUACUGUAUGCAUGUCGACAGGGAACGCUUUAGACCAGUUAAAAGAGUCGAAGAUUUAGUUGUUAUGUCUUCGAACUUGUUUAAAGUGAACGAUGAUCAUACAUUGCAAUUACGUGGGCAUCAUAUCCCAGCGAUUAAUCUCGGAGUGUUUUACUCAAAGAUUGAUCUCAAAGAAUCUCGAAUGCCCCACAUUCCUGAUCUUCUUGAGGCUAAUUCGUUCACUGUUAUCGGCGAUGUUUCGUUCGGGAAAAAUGUCAAGAUCAAGGGGGAUGUGGUUGUUGAAAACACUAAAUCGCAACAAGUUAAAAUUGAAGAUAAUACAAUACUGAACAAUGAGAGGAAGGUUUUUGCAUAA
Molecule: messenger RNA, 1377 nt
Organism: Caenorhabditis bovis
Lineage: Eukaryota; Metazoa; Nematoda; Chromadorea; Rhabditida; Rhabditidae
Source: the annotation of a GenBank genome assembly